AUUGAUCAUAGAAAAUGAGUUGCAAUGGUUGCAGAGUUCUUCGAAGAGGAUGUAGCGAAGCUUGUCUUCUCCGGCCAUGUCUUCAAUGGAUUCCGACUGCUCAAGCACAAGGAAACGCUACUCUGUUCGUCGCUAAGUUUUUUGGCCGGAGCGAUCUUCUAUCGAAGAUCGAUUCCGUUCCAAUUGAACAACGACCUGCUCUGUUUCAAUCCUUGCUGUUCGAAGCUUGCGGAAGAACACUGAAUCCAAUUGGCGGUGCUGUUGGACUAAUGACAUCUAGAAACUGGAAUCUAUGUCAGAUGGCGGUUGAUACGGUGCUCGCCGGCGGAGUAAUUCGUCCGAUCGCGUUUCCGAAUCCGCCGAUUUGGUCUCCGAGCGAUGAGGAAUCAGGUGUGACGUAUCAAUCGGUGGCGCAGCCGAGGAGAUGCUCUGUUUCGAAAAUUGAGGAUGUGGUAUCUCAGGCAAAGGUAAUGUCCGAUGACGGAAGGAUGAAUCGGUCGCCGGCGGUGAAGCGGGGGCGUUCGAUCAUGAUGUCGUUUGAACAUAGAGAUGAAUCGGAUGUGUUGACUAGCUAUUUAAAGGAGACGACGGAUCGAGAAGGGUUUGAUGAUCUUCCAAAGCUUUUGAACUUGUUUGUUUAAAUCGAUGGCGAUUGAUUAAUGAAUUAAGCCAUUGAUUAGAAGACUAAUUAUCUUCAUUAAGACAAGAACAAAUUAGUAGGUUGAAGAGAAUAGUAGUUUUUUUUUUUUGGUUAAAAAAAAAAUCACAUUUGACUUAUAUAUGUGAGUGGAGGUUAAAAAUUAGGGUAAUAUUUUUCUUCUUUUUUUUUGUUUUGUUUUGAUGAAUGGGAGUAAGUAAAUUCCGGCUGGUUAUUUUGGAUGUAAUAAUCACAAACAAU
This is a messenger RNA of Impatiens glandulifera, 898 nucleotides long. Its product is annotated as LOB domain-containing protein 39-like. Gene Ontology annotation, biological process: regulation of gene expression. The coding region runs from base 15 to 641 and encodes 208 amino acids. Lineage: Eukaryota; Viridiplantae; Streptophyta; Magnoliopsida; Ericales; Balsaminaceae. The record is from RefSeq and is a predicted model, not a curated record. The transcript has 2 exons.